Messenger RNA from Seminavis robusta, 1129 nucleotides. The record is from the annotation of a GenBank genome assembly. NCBI's taxonomy places the organism in Eukaryota, Bacillariophyta, Bacillariophyceae, Naviculales, Naviculaceae.
GGACUAUGAGUGCUUUCCCCAUUGACACGAUUCCGCGUUCUGCAACCUUGCAUGUUCUGAUGGAUCUUUGAGCAGUUUGAUCCCAGCAAAGAUCGCAGAAAAAAUCAAACAACCAAGAACCCCAAACAACCAAACCAGAAGAUAAGACAAACCAGAAGACAAUCACAACAAACAAACACAAGACAAACCAUGGUGGCACCCAAGCACCCAAAAGAUUUCAGCUGCGAUGAAGUCGGCAUGUGGCUGGUAGCCAUUGGCCUCGGCUCCAAAGUGGAGCUGUUCGAUGUCGCUGGCGUGGACGGCAGCAUGUUGGUCAUUCUGAGUACCGACGACUUUGCCGAGUUGGGUCUCAGUGGCCUACAAGGCAAGAAGCUCAUGACGAGUUUGGAAAGCGCCAAGGCCAUGGCAGAAGGCGGUGGUGGCGGAGGUGGUGUCGAUGAAGCCACUGCGAAGCGCUUGCAGGAACUCGAAGAUGAGAAUUUUGCUCUUCGUCAGCAAUUGGCAGCGUAUCAGCAGGCGUCAGCUCCUCCUCCAGAACCUGCCCCAGAACCUGCUCCAGCACCGGCACCAGCCCCACCACCGCCGCCAGUACACCAUGCCCCUGCUCCGGCUCCUCCACCGCAAAGAAGGCAAGGUGCCGUUACUGGCCACGUGGUUGCCGGAGCUGCCGGUGGUGCUGCACGAGGUGCCAUUAAGGGUGCCGUUGUUGGAGCGGUCCUUGGAGAUGCCGGCAAAGGUGCCGCGGCUGGAGCUGCUGGAGGUGCUGUGGGUGGAGCCAUGGGCGGCCUCGGUGCUCGUCGUCGUGCCCGUAUGAGGGCUCGUCGGUAAACACACCCAAACAAAAGAAUGCCAAAAAAUUGCACCGUUUGUCACACGAAAAUUGGCGUAGCCAGACCCCCCAAAAGUUCCUGCUACCGUACCAGAGUUUGCCAGAUCAAAAGACAAAUAAUACCAUAUUAAGAGAAUCUACUCAAUGAAUUAGAAAAUGAUGUUGUGGUGAACCCAAGUGAGAAAUAGAACACUCGACAUUUUCCUUUGGUCUAGCUUCUAUUGGAAAUUAUUGUGGUGUUUUAGUGGGUGCACUGUGGUCUAAUAACCUUCCCUUACUUCCAUUUUCCAAUGUGGAUGU